Gracilinanus agilis (Agile Gracile Mouse Opossum) is the source of this 2029-nucleotide messenger RNA. It is a transcript of the gene KLHL17, whose product is annotated as kelch like family member 17. Gene Ontology annotation, molecular function: protein binding. Bases 1 to 1143 code for a protein of 380 amino acids. Lineage: Eukaryota; Metazoa; Chordata; Mammalia; Didelphimorphia; Didelphidae. The transcript is spliced from 8 exons. The record is from RefSeq and is a predicted model, not a curated record.
AUGAUCCACGCUGCGCAGCGUGAGCUCCGCUUCCUCUCCCAGCGUGCCCCGCGCUUCAGGGGCGGUCCUGAUAGGGCCCCGCCCCCUCGUCCCGCCGAGGCUCCGCCCCCAGGCAGCGGCUCUCCGGGGAGGGCCCGGAGGCGGUGCGGGCGGGCCCGGCAAACACCCCUGCUGCGCUGGCGGGGGCUGCAGAGUGAGCGGAGCAGAGCGUGGGGCGGAGAAAGCGGCAGCGGUAGCGGUAGCGGCGGCGGUAUCGUCGGCGGCGGCAUCCCCAGUAGCAUCUGCAACUGCGAGGCCUACGACACGCGGACAGACCGGUGGCACAUGGUGGCGUCCAUGUCCACACGGCGGGCUCGCGUUGGAGUGGCUGCCAUCGGGAACCGGCUGUAUGCCGUGGGCGGCUACGACGGGACGUCUGACCUGGCCACCGUGGAGUCCUACGACCCCGUCACCAACGUCUGGCAGCCCGAGGUCUCCAUGGGCACCCGGCGCAGCUGCCUGGGCGUAGCCGCCCUCCACGGGCUCCUGUACGCCGCCGGUGGCUACGACGGGGCCUCCUGCCUCAACAGUGCUGAGCGGUAUGAUCCCUUGACGGGCACUUGGACAUCCAUAGCAGCCAUGAGUACCCGGCGGAGAUAUGUCCGUGUGGCCACGCUUGAUGGGAAUCUCUAUGCUGUGGGCGGCUAUGACAGCUCCUCCCAUCUGGCUACUGUGGAAAAAUACGAACCCCAGGUGAACACGUGGACGCCGAUCGCUACCAUGCUGAGCAGGCGCAGCUCAGCGGGCGUGGCUGUGUUAGAGGGGGCCCUCUAUGUGGCUGGGGGCAAUGAUGGCACCAGUUGCCUCAACUCCGUGGAGAGAUACAGCCCCAAGGCCAACGCGUGGGAGAGUGUGGCACCCAUGAACAUCCGCAGGAGCACUCACGAUCUGGUGGCCAUGGACGGAUGGUUGUACGCGGUCGGCGGGAACGACGGGAGCUCCAGCCUGAACUCCAUCGAGAAGUACAACCCUCGCACCAAUAAGUGGGUGGCCGCCUCCUGCAUGUUCACCCGUCGGAGCAGCGUGGGGGUGGCCAUCCUGGAGCUCCUGAACUUCCCCCCACCCUCCUCGCCUACGCUCUCCGUGUCCUCCACCAGCCUCUGACCUGGCCAGCCGAGCCCCUCAGGGACCCCAGGAGCAGGCCCCGAGCUCUAGACAGCCAGGCUCUGAGGGGGCCCUGGCCUGGAGACACAGAGACCCCAAAGGAGACGGAGGCCCCCAUCCCCGGGGCGCGGGUCCUCCCCACCGGGCCUGUCUGUCUCUUGCAGAUGCCUUAAUGCUCCCCCGUCCCAGGAAGGGAGGAGGAGGGGGCAGCUCCUGCCUCGCACGUGGAGGCUCAGAGCAGCCACAGACCCUGGGCUCGGCCUCUAGCCUCCCUCCCCUCCCUGCUCCUGGGGCCUGGGGCCUCGCCCCGGAGCACUGUCUGCGUCUGCCCAUGUUCGUCUAUUUAUGUAUUUAUUAUUAUUUAUGAGACGUCCCAGCCAUCUCCCGCCCCUUUUAUAUCCUCGAUCUCCCCCGGCACCGGAGGAAGUGGAGGGUCCUUCGGGAGCCGAGCCCCAGGUUCGCUGUCCCCUCAGUGGGAUUGGUGAGGACGGUCGGGGCCCUCCCCAGACAGGCACCGAGAGACAGACAGACAGCGCCAUGCAGGAGACGCAGGGACAGCCUUGGCCAAGGCACCGAAGGCCCGAAGGAGACGCCCAAGAAGGGAGCAGAGAAGAGCGGAGGGACACCCUGGAGCUCCGAUGGAGCGCACAGACCCGAGAGACAGGCCCAAAGCUCAGCCUUGGAAAUGGGAGCCGGCGGCCUGGGACCACUCAUCCCCUGUCGUUUCUGUGCAGUGUCGUCUGUUCCCCUGAAUGAUGCACUGAGCUGGACAUACGCACACACAUCCCUGUGCACCCCAGGCAUACGUGUGGACGCUGCCACCAACAUACAUGCCUUCAUGCACUUAAACACGCACAGCAAUAUGAGCCUACCUGACUAAUAAAGG